This is a messenger RNA of Mytilus californianus (California mussel), 4037 nucleotides long. RefSeq lists its product as uncharacterized. NCBI's taxonomy places the organism in Eukaryota, Metazoa, Mollusca, Bivalvia, Mytilida, Mytilidae. The transcript is spliced from 17 exons. The record is from RefSeq and is a predicted model, not a curated record. Bases 32 to 1678 code for a protein of 548 amino acids.
ACGAAGUUGAUACCAAGACAACAUCAACAAUAUGGAGGAAGAAAAUAAAUCUCCUCGACAAGUAACUAUCAAAACCCCUGAAGGAGACCAUAAAGCAACGAAAAAUAAUGAAGAUGAAUAUGAAGACACAGAUGUUGACACUGAUAAAGAAGGGGAGUCAUCUCGACCUCAGUCCAUGAGGAUAGAUUUGACAAGAGUGAGGAGCGCAUACUCAGCUAAAACUCACAAAGAAUCCAAUUUACCUUCUGUGUUAACUGAUUAUGGGAUGGAAGAUGAUAAAACAAAAGAAAAGGGCAGAAGAAAGAAGAAAAAGAUCAAAUCUGAAAAAGAAAAUGAUGAUAUGGAUGGAAAUACAGAUAAGAGAAAAAAGAAAAGGGAAGAGAACAGGAGAAAGAUUGUCUAUCGUUCAUCAUCUGAGCGAUAUCAACAAAUUAUGGAAAAUCAAGAAGAUGGUGGAAAUUUUUACUCAAAAAAGGUUUCUGGUUUGGCACUUAGAGUUAAAACACAGUCUGAUAGCCGAUCACAAACACCAAGGACACCAAGAACACCUCGACAAGAGGAAGAAGAAACAAAAAAGGCACAAAAGAACUCUGUGAAGAAGAAAUUAAAAAGACAUGAAUUGUCAACAAAUACAGAUUUUCUUAAAACAGUUCCAAAAACAGAAAUGGCAAAGAUUAUAGAACUACAGGAUAAAUUGAUGAAAGAAGGAAAACUCAAAACCCAGGCAGAAGUUGACAGAUUUUGGCUGGACAUCAAGAAACCAGAUGUGUAUUCAUCAUAUUUCAAACCAGCUCUUCAGACUCAAGCAUCAGGUUCUGGUUCAGCCACCAGUUCAUUGAAUCGCUCAAAUCUAGAAACCCAUUCUACAGUAGCAGCUUUACAAGACUAUCCUGGCCGUUCACUCAGUCAGAUAUCAGAGAGAUCCUCUGUACCAGGAUUGUACAAAGAUACACAGGACUGGGCAAUUACUCAACAGUUCAAACAUCAACACUCACACACAAAGGUAGCAUCCCCACAGAAAUCAAGAAGUUCAGAUUUAGAGAAGAAAUUCCCAAAGACACAGAUGCCACAGUUACACUGCUUUACAAUGGACCUUGGAGAAAAACCGCCUGACCCAGAGCAGCUUGCUAGAGAAGCGGAAUUAAAAGUAAAAAUAAAACAGAGAAAGAGAUUUUUACGAAAAUUACACAGAAUGCAUCAAAUGGCCAUGGCAAACAAUGCCGCAACAAACAGAAUUUUAGAUAAACAUGGAGAAUUAUCAAGUUUUUUGGAGGGAAAUACUCUCAGAGAUGUGAAAUCUUUAUAUUGCGGAAUGCAGACCAAUCUUCUAUCAAUCUUGCCUGCCCCAGAAGACCAAUAUAUAUCCGAGGAGGACUUACGGAUGCCUGAUUCGGUGUAUCCUGCUAUUCCUCCACCCAGAAUGUCAGUCAGUCAGGGAAGUUCAAAACCUAGGUCACUAGUCAGCAGGGAAUCUAGAACAAGUCUAGCUUCUAGAGGUUCAUUUAGAAAAGAAUCUAGUCGACGGAAGUUAGGAAAAGAGCUACCACCUCCACCACCUCCAAUACCUCUUACCCUGGAUGAAAUCAGACAGAAAACAAGAACUAUUGAACCAAAAUGUUUGAGUACAAACUGGAUAAACUACAUGAGGAAUGGUAGACCAGUGCAGAGUGAAUCGUAAAUUGCGAAUUGUCAAUUUGAUCAUCAAAGUCAGAGAAGUCAUGCCGUCCAAACACAGAAACACAAGAAUGUUUUUAUCCCUGAGUGCUUCAGACUGCACAGUCACAGAUAUUUCCAUUUUGGUUUUUAUACUGAUCAAAGCAUAUUUUGAUAGUUUCAAAAUGUGAUUUUUUAGCCAAAUAUUUUUACUUCAAGUGAUACUUAUUAGUUGUUAAAGACUUCUAAUUUUAAGUAGUUGUUUCUGAACAACUUUCAAAAUGUAUGUAUGCAGUACAUUUCAUAUCCAUGCUAAAAUUUACUUUGAAUACCUCAUGUGAGGUCUGUUACUCUAUUUUGAAUAUUAUUGUUUUUUAUCAAAUUGAAACAGUACAGACACAUUUCAAAGUUUUAUGUUUUUUUAAUUGGUUGGGUCCCAUGUAAUUUAGUUUUAAAGGAACUGCCUGUAACUGCUAUGUUAUGGUAGAUAUAAUAUUUUAGCUAAUUUGUAUAAUUUGAUUUUAAUUUUCAGUCCAACUUUCAAACUUUAUGUUUAUUGUUACUCAAUCUUAAAAAACUGUGGUUUGGGACUGUAUAAGUAAUGCUAAGUUGCAUAAAUUUCACUUUAUUUUUUCACCUCAAAAUAUUCUUUAUUUAACUGCCUGCAAUGUUCACAUGAAAUUUUUGAGAGUCCUAUAGAAUUUGGCCUUCAAUGUUGUUUCAUAGUCAAUAGUUUUAAGAAAAUUUUGUAAAAAAAAAAGUAACAAAAAUUUGAGGCAGAAAUAAUUAAAUUUUUAUGUAUCAGAGAUGGCAUGCUUAAAAUGAAUGGUAGUCUCAAUUUUGCUGUAUUAUGUUAAAAUUGUAUUCAUUUUCAAUAAUUUUUUCCAUCUUAUUACACAAUUUCAGAGUUUUUGCAGCACAAUAUAAUUCAUUUAUAAAAGGGUAACUUAUACACAUUUCUCAUUGAUUUCGAUUUAUGAUCAUCUUUUCAUAAAAAUGGAUUUUAAUAUGAAGUUGUGGUGAUACAGAAGGCCACAGAAAACUUAUCAAUAGAUUAUCACUCACUCCUUAUCAUGUCUUCCUUAAUUCCAUAUUUUAUUUUAUUUUUUCAAAUAAUUCUUUAAGAUGAAAAACGGACAAACAAUUUAAGGAUAACAAAAUCCUCCCUAUAAUUGAUCUGUGGCCUAUAAAGAGGUGUACAGUAUAUUGUUAGAUUAUAGAGUAGAAAGUAUGAGGUGUGUGGACUUUAAUGGAAAUGAAAGUGUAUGGGUAUUGGAUAAGUCUGACACAGAAUUAAAUGAUUUGUUUCAACUUCUGAGAUUGGAGUUAUGUUAAGAAUAGUUCAUUUUGUACAUAUCAUUAUCAUUCAUCAGUGGUGCAAAAAUGAAUGAAUCACCUGAAAUAUGGAGUUCUUUUUUUUUCAAACAUUAUUUUCUUUCAGAAAUGUAUUUCAUGUGUUGUGAUGUUUAUUCAAAUGUGUUAAAAAAAUUUGUUUUUCGACUUUAUUCAAAUUACAUAUUUUAAGGCUGCAUUUAUUAUUUGUUGUGGGUGGGGCAAAAUAAAUGAAUGGCAUGAGAAGACAGUAUUAGUCACUUCCCCUUGAGAGUGAUCUUGGCUAAAUGUUGAGGAAAACAAAGUUGCAAUCUGUUAUCUGCAAGAUCAUUGAAUCUUAGCAAUGAUACAUGCAAUAUUGCAUUUUCUCCGACAUAACGUUCCUUUAUGCCCUUUCUUCAAUGCAUUACAUGAUUUCAUUUAAACCCCAAUAAAGUUUCAAGCAUAGAACUAGUCCUCGGCUAUGGUUAUAUUUUGAAAAUGCAUUUUUUUUACAUGUACAUUUAUUUGAGUUGAUACUUGCGUGUCUGGCAAAAUUUUUGUAUAAAUCUUUAAAAAAUAUCACAAUAACAUUUUCAAAUUAUAUUGCCAUGUAUGCAUAUAUACAAUCAAAUCUGCAGCUUAUUAAUUUGAGUAUCUAGAUUUUGAACUAUUUACAUAAAUUCUCAAUAAGUUAUGGUUAAAAUACAAACUAAUUGAUAUGUUUGGCUCAACAAUUUCAUUAUCUUGUGAACUAGUAAUGAUAAUCGUUACUUCUGCAAUACAGCGGGAGAAAGAAAGCCAACUUUGUUAUCAGUUAAAUAGCUUUUUACUACAGGUAUACUCAAUUUAUUAGAAAAUUCUUAGCUUUCAAAAUAAUUCUUCAAUUGGUAAUUAAGCUAGAAGGAUAUAAUACAUAGCAUUUCAUAAUGAAAUGUUGAAGGCAUAUUUUAGUUUUAUUGUUUAAUAUAGUUAAUGAAUGUGAAAUAUUUUUGUAUCUGUUUUUGUACACAAAUUUGUUAACCAACAAAUGGUUGGUUCGAUGAAUGUGUGAAUAAAAUAUUAAUAAAUAA